Anas platyrhynchos (mallard) is the source of this 3294-nucleotide messenger RNA. RefSeq names its product BMI1 proto-oncogene, polycomb ring finger (gene BMI1). Gene Ontology annotation, molecular function: promoter-specific chromatin binding. The record is from RefSeq and is a predicted model, not a curated record. Gene Ontology annotation, cellular component: PRC1 complex. NCBI's taxonomy places the organism in Eukaryota, Metazoa, Chordata, Aves, Anseriformes, Anatidae. Gene Ontology annotation, biological process: sodium ion transport; negative regulation of transcription by RNA polymerase II.
GUCCCGGCCGGCUCCGCCCCGCCGCCCCCGCCGCCGCCGGUGAUCAGCUGCCGCGCGUCACGUGGCGCGUGUCGAAGGUCACGGCGGCACAAUGGAGCUGUCGGCGGCCGCGCAGGGCGGGUGGCGGCUGCUGGGCGACCCCCGCCGCCUCCCCCGGGCCGCCUACACCGCGCUGCUGCGCGCCGCCUUCCGCGGCCUCCUGCAGCCCCCCGGCGGCCUGGACGAUCCAGACCUGCAAGAUAUCGACCCGGCGGUGUUAAAGCACUGCCACGCCGCAGCUGCGAUGUGCAUUCUGGAGGCAGCAAAGCAGAGAGCCGACGUGGCUGCCAUCAGCACGUGCCUGGAAGACUGUAAAUUGGAGAAAGAGAGAAUCGAGCAGUUUUGCACCGAAUACCAGAAAAACAAGGAUGCCUUGGAAAUCCUGUUGGGAAGAGUGAUUCAGGAUCGCACCCAGAUGUUAGUUUUAGUUGCACGAUGGAGCAAUUGCAGGUACUUCUUUCCUUCCUCAUUAGCCGCCCGCUCCGCCGGCAAAAUGCACCGGACCACCAGGAUCAAAAUCACGGAGCUGAACCCCCAUCUGAUGUGCGUGCUGUGCGGCGGGUACUUCAUCGACGCGACGACCAUCAUCGAGUGCCUCCACUCGUUCUGCAAGACGUGUAUCGUGCGUUACUUGGAGACGAGCAAGUACUGCCCCAUUUGCGAUGUCCAAGUUCACAAAACCCGGCCGCUUUUGAACAUAAGGUCAGAUAAAACUCUCCAAGAUAUUGUAUACAAGCUAGUGCCAGGCCUUUUCAAAAAUGAAAUGAAAAGAAGAAGGGAUUUUUAUGCUGCUCAUCCGUCGGCUGAUGCUGCCAAUGGCUCUAAUGAAGACAGGGGAGAAGUGGCUGACGAAGACAAAAGAAUUAUAACAGACGACGAGAUAAUAAGCUUAUCCAUUGAAUUCUUUGACCAGAAUAGACUGGAACGAAAAGGAAACAAGGAGAAAGAAAAAUCAAAGGAAGAGGUGAAUGACAAAAGAUACUUACGCUGCCCAGCAGCAAUGACAGUGAUGCAUCUAAGAAAGUUCCUGCGGAGUAAAAUGGAUAUUCCUAACACUUUCCAGAUCGAUGUGAUGUACGAAGAGGAGCCUUUGAAGGACUACUACACCCUAAUGGACAUCGCCUACAUCUACACCUGGAGACGGAACGGCCCUCUGCCCCUCAAGUACAGAGUGCGACCCACUUGCAAGAGAAUGAAGAUCGGUCACCAGAGGGAAGGCUUGAAUAACAGCGGGGAGCUAGAAAGUGACUCUGGGAGCGAUAAGGCGAGCAGCCCAGCAGGAGGCAUCCCCUCCACCUCCUCCUGUUUGCCCAGCCCCAGCACGCCGGUCCAGUCUCCCCAUCCCCAGUUCCCGCACAUCUCCAGCACCAUGAACGGCACCAGCAGCAGCCCCAGCAGUAACCACCAGUCCUCCUUCACCAACAGAGCGCGGAAAACCUCAAUAAACGGCUCCUCGGCCACUUCGUCCGGUUGACGGGCCCACGAGACUACCGCCCCCGCCCCUCCUUUCUAUAGAUCUCUCCAUGCCAUUACAGCUUUAUAGAUGCUAAUCCAUGUGACUAUCGUCCAAACUGCUUUCUUUUGUAGUGACACUGAACUUGGCUAUAAAAGGCGGACUAGGUGACAUUCGCUGUGGACGUUAAUUGCGACGCAAGAUUGAAAUGUAAAUUGUUUUCGAAGGACUGGGAAGCAAAGAGGAGCGACACCUUCAUGUGUUCUGAAUGAUGUGGAGUUGUUUCCGUCCCCGUCAUCUGGACCCGGGAGUCUCCCGAAGUUGAUAUAAAACCCCUGGGAAGUAGUUUGUUAAUCCAGACUAACUCCUCCAUCGCGUUCUCUUCAAUUGUUAUUGUUAUUAUGCUGUUUUGUGAACCUGUAGAAAGCAAGUGCUUUUUCAUCUUGAAAUCCAACGAAACGGAAAGAAUAUGCAUAGAAUAAUGCAUAUAUGUAGCCAUGUCACUGUGAAUAACAAUUUUUGCGUAUUAGCCAUUUUGAUUCUUAUGUUGCAUCUUUAAUUCUCUGUUGCUGCGCAGAACCGAUCAAAAGAAAAGUAAACUUCAGUUUUACAAUCUGUAUGCCUAAAAGCGGGUAUUACCGUUUUAUUUACUGACUUGUUUAAAUGAUUCGCUUUUGUAAGAAUCAGAUGGCAUUAUGCUUAUUGUACAAUGCCAUAUUGGUAUAUGACAUAACAGGAAACAGUAUUGUAUGAUAUAUUUAUAAAUACUAUAAAGAAAAUAUUGUGUUUCAUGCACUCAUGAUAUGGUUGUUAAAUUUCGAAACUGGUUCGACCCUUGCAGAUGCCGCCUGUUUGAGCUUUGCUCAUACUGCGAGAAACACUUUGCGUGUGAAAGCUACAGUAUUGGGGAAGCACAUUCGAGUCUCUGAUAACCUGGGGGCAAUUGGCAAUCUUAAAAGCAUUUUACUGCCUUUGUCUUUUUUUUUUUUUUUUUUCAAGUGGUAUAUUUUAACUUUACCAAAUGUUGUUGAAGUGAUGCAGUGAAGAAAAAAAAAAAGUUAAGGGAGAUGAAAGUAAUUGACCUGUUUGAUUACCUUUUUAUUAUUUGGAGUGGUGGGAUUGUGUUUUUAAAAGCACAUGGAAUCAUUAUAGAAGCCAUAAACUAUUUGGUAUAAAUUUUAAGGAACCAGCAAAUUGCUGGGUGAAGGCAUUUUGUCUAAAUUUGUUUUAAUAUAUAUGUAUAUGGUACAGUACUAACUUCAUUAAAAUUUAACAGGUACUUUAAUAUUUCCAAUAAAUUGUGGAGAAUGCCUCCUCUUUAAUGGCCUGCAAAUAGGUGCAUUUUAUUAGAGGCUUCUAAGGGUAUUAUUUUUUUUCAGCAGAAGGAACUUUUCCGACAUAAAAUAUGAACAGCCCAGAACACUUUUCAGUUUGUGCUUUGCUUUGGUCGAACUUCGUGUGUGUUCAUCACCCAUCAGUUAUACAUUUGUGAGGGUGUUUAUUCUAUAUGGAUAUUGUUUCAUGUUUGUACGGGAAAAUUGUAGUUAAACAUUUCAUUGUCUCCAGUCUGCAAAAGAAGCACAAUUCUAUUGCUUUGUCUUGCUUAUAGUCAUUAAAUCAUUACUUUUGCAUAUAAAUUGCUGUUAUUUGUCCUGCUUGUUUUUAUAGACCAGGUGAUUGCAAAUCCUCCACAAGGUUAUUGCUUAUUGAUGUAUAAUGUCUUGUUAAACAAGAGUUGAUAUUUUUUCCUGUAGUAAACAUGUACAGUUCAAUUUCAACAGUAAAAACUUCAGUUUUAUAUA